Molecule: messenger RNA, 727 nt
Organism: Ananas comosus (pineapple)
Lineage: Eukaryota; Viridiplantae; Streptophyta; Magnoliopsida; Poales; Bromeliaceae
Product: gibberellin 20-oxidase-like protein
Exons: 2
Coding region: 1-690 (229 amino acids)
Molecular function (GO): dioxygenase activity
Source: RefSeq, a predicted model, not a curated record
AUGGAGAAUAAGGGCGGCAGCCGGUCGGAGAGGAGGAAGCGCGCCAAGCGGGACGGCGGGAAGGUUCUUCAAGAAUAUGGAAGCAAGAUGAUGGACCUAUGCAAGAAGAUAGUUUACAUCCUUCUAAAGUGUUUAGGAGAUGGCCUCGAGACUAAAUACUACGAAUCGGAGUUCGGUCAGUGCCACGGAUAUCUUCGGAUCAAUCACUACACACCACCAAAUGAUAUCGAUGGAGUAGAAGGUGUCGAAGGGCUUGGAAUGCACACUGACAUGAGCUGCAUAACAAUUUUGUACCAAGAUGAGACUGGUGGGCUUCAAGCAAGAACUCAAGAAGGGGGUUGGGUGGAGAUCGAGGGAAGCGAGGGGGCUCUCAUCGUGAACGUCGGAGAUUUGAUGCAGGCGUGGACCAACGGUCGUAUGCGAUCGUCCGCGCAUAGGGCGGUCUUAAGGAAACCGACCACCUGCUUAUCUUUCGCCUUUUUUUGGUGCUUUGAAGAUGAGAAGUUAGUACUUGCACCUGAUGAAGUCAUCGGAGAGGAGGAACGGAGAAUUUACCGGCCUUUUCUCUGCAAGGAUUACAUGAAAUUCAGGCAUAAUAUUGAGAAAGGGAGGUUUGAGAAAGUUAGCUACACUAUCGAUGGGUUCGCGGAGGGUGAUGCUUUAGAUUCUAAUGAAAAGAUUGAGAAAUAAUGGGAAAUUAUUUGCUAUUUAUGCUGCAUUUGUGUAA